Papilio machaon (common yellow swallowtail) is the source of this 2004-nucleotide messenger RNA. Its product is annotated as oxamate amidohydrolase proenzyme. The transcript has 2 exons. The record is from RefSeq and is a predicted model, not a curated record. The coding region runs from base 219 to 1805 and encodes 528 amino acids. NCBI's taxonomy places the organism in Eukaryota, Metazoa, Arthropoda, Insecta, Lepidoptera, Papilionidae.
UCAUUUUGUUACGAAGUCUCCAAUUAAACUGAAUUGUCGAGUGAUAGUGUAGUUGACGUAGCUGAUAAGGGUAUCUUGUGUACUGAAGUUACAUAUCUUAUAUAGUCAUAUAACUGGAAUAACUCCUAUACGGUGGUAAAUUCCAAUUUAGGAAUCAAUAUUCUUUUUUCAAAAAUCAAGCCAUAAUAAUUAGAUGUUCCGCAGUAUAGUGAAAGAAAAUGGACGUCGCUAACUCAGCACCCCGUGGUAUGGUGGUCACCCCACACCAUCUGGCCACACAGAGCGCAGUAAAGAUAUUGAGAAGUGGUGGUACUGCUAUGGAAGCUGCCGUCUCUGCAGCGGCCACUAUCGCCGUCGUUUACCCCCACAUGAACAGUAUCGGUGGUGAUGGCUUCUGGUUGAUAGUUCCACCACAUGGUGAACCAUUCGCAAUCGAAGCAUGCGGAGCGGCAGGCAGCUUAGCAGAUUUUGAUUUUUUUAAUGGUUUAAAGGAAAUACCCAGGUCCGGACCCAAAUCUGCCAUAACAGUGGCGGGCACAGUUGGUGGUUGGGAGGAAGCUUUGAAAUACGUCUCCGAAUGCGGCUAUCAGAGAAUAUCUGUCUCGAAACUUCUAGAAGACGCUAUUUAUUACGCAGAAUAUGGCUUCCCCGUAUCGACAUCUCAUGAAACAAAUCUAAAAGAUUUAAUCGGUAAGACAACUCCGUCAAAACGUUUCCAAUACACCUAUUUGCCUAAUGGCAAAGUACCGAAAGUAGGCGAAAGGUUCUGUCAAAAAAUUUUAGCGGCAACAUUGAAAGAACUUUCAUUGAACGGCCUAAAUAGUUUCUAUAAAGGUGAAUUGGCAAAAUUAAUUGCGCAAGAUAUGUCGGACAUGGGUAUGCCCAUAACGGAAUCCGAUUUGGCGAAUUACGCCCCCGUUAGGCGUAACCCUCUAUGUUUACAACAUGAACACGGUGAAAUUUUCAACCUUCCUCCGCCGACACAGGGAUUAGUUUCGCUCUCGAUUCUGGCGAUCUUGGACAGACUACGCGUCGACGGUCGAAAUGAAGCACAAUUUAUUCACAACGUAGUCGAAGCAACAAAACAGGCAUUCGUAGUACGCGAUCGCUACAUAACGGACCCGUCUUGUAUGAAAGUGGACCCUCAAUCUCUGUUGGCUGGCCAUGCAAUUACUGAAAUGGCACACAUCAUAAAACCAGAUCGUGCGUCGAACGAAGGUAAAGGUAAAGGCCCAGGUGACACGAUUUGGUUAGGUGUAAUGGACGCUAAAGGCUUCUCUGUUUCGUUUAUUCAAAGUAUUUACUAUAACUUUGGAAGUGGUGUUGUUCUCCCUAGGACGGGUAUUUUAUGGCAUAACCGGGGGGUUGCCUUUAGUUUGGAGAAAAAUCACAUUUUAUCACUGAUGCCUGGAAAGAAACCGUUCCAUACGUUAAACCCUGCUGCAGCACGUUUAAACGAUGGCAGAAUUAUGGUAUACGGUACUAGAGGGGGAGAUGGUCAAUCGCAAACUCAAGCUGCCAUCUUCCACAGAUAUGUGGUACAAGGUUUUGGUUUGCAAAAGUCUAUAUCUGCACCAAGAUGGAUCUACGGAUCAACGAAUGGCGAUCGCAAUGAUAUUUUACAUUUAGAAGACAGAUUUACCAAAGAAAUUGUAGAUGAUUUAAAGAAAAAAGGUCAUGAAAUUGUUAUGCUUCCACCGUACAGUGAGACUGUGGGCCAAGCUGGUGCAUUAGUCAGGCACUCAAAUGGAAAUCUGGAAGGUGCUUUUGAUCCACGCAGUGAUGGUAGUGCUGCUGGGUUUUAGGUUAAUUACUUCUUUAUUAUUUUUAAAUACUUUACUAUUUGAAUUUGGCUUGAUUUGCUAUGCCAAAGUCAGAACUCGAAGCAAUCACAAUAUCUUAGUGUAAGAAAAAAGUUAUUUAGCUAAAUAUAAGUUAAAAUUGUAAUAAUAUUUUACUACAGUAAAUUAAUUAAGAACGGCUCACGUAUGAUUGUCCGGUGAU